Messenger RNA from Trichoderma asperellum CBS 433.97, 243 nucleotides. NCBI's taxonomy places the organism in Eukaryota, Fungi, Ascomycota, Sordariomycetes, Hypocreales, Hypocreaceae. The record is from RefSeq and is a predicted model, not a curated record.
AUGUCUCCCACAUACACAAUGUCCGCACACCUGUGCCGCCAGUUCUACACAUCAUGGAACCAGUCUCGCCGUCAAACCGCCACGACAGAAGCAGCCAAGCCAGCCGCGCCCUCAGCUCCUUCGCCCAUCCUAUUUGCGUCGUCUCGCUCUCCCACGCCCGAGAAGAUUCCUGAGCGGAGAGGAAGCACCUCGUCAAACUCGUCAAGUUCAUCAUCCCUAUCGUCUUCGCCUUCGCGGCAUUGA